Molecule: messenger RNA, 1053 nt
Organism: Solanum verrucosum
Lineage: Eukaryota; Viridiplantae; Streptophyta; Magnoliopsida; Solanales; Solanaceae
Product: heme-binding-like protein At3g10130, chloroplastic
Exons: 8
Coding region: 8-892 (294 amino acids)
Source: RefSeq, a predicted model, not a curated record
ACUAAAAAUGCUUCUGCUCUCACCUUCUUCCAUUUUUGCUCCUCCAUCCACAAGCAGAAUAAGACCUUCGCCGAUCAAAUCUAUGGCAGUAAACAGAAGCAGCUCUGCUCCGGCGCAGCGGAGAAACGGCAUGUCAGCUCUCGAAGCUCGAAUCUCCCUUGUCAUCGCUCUCGCCUCCCAAACCUCUUCUCUUUCUCAAAAACUUCUGACGGAAUUGGCGAAUGAAACCGCGAAAUACGUGUUUCCGAAGAGGAUAUUCGAAAGUCGGAAUUUAGAGGAAGCUUUGAUGUCUGUGCCGGAUCUGGAGACAGUGAAAUUCAAGGUGUUGAAACUUACAGAUCAGUAUGAGAUAAGAGAAGUUGAGCCUUACUUUGUUGCCGAGGCUACAAUGCCUGGGAAGUCUGGGUUUGACUUAAAUGGUGCAUCUCAAUCCUUCAACACAUUGGCUGAGUACUUGUUUGGUAAGAACAUGAAGAAGGAGAGUAUGGCAAUGACGACACCCGUAAUCACUCGUAGAACUCAAUCUGAUGGGGAGAAAAUGGAAAUGACUACUCCAGUGAUAACUAAAAGGGCGGAAGAUCAGGAAAAGUGGAGGAUGUCCUUCGUCAUGCCCUCCAAGUAUGGUUCGGACUUGCCACUACCGAAGGAUUCCUCUGUAACUAUCAAAGAGGUGCCUCGGAAAACUGUCGCAGUUGUUGCUUUUUCAGGUUUUGUGAAUGACGAAGAAGUUAAAGCGCGAGAAUCAAGACUUCGAACUGCACUAAAGGGAGAUGCAGAGUUUCAGGUAAAAGAUGGUGCCUUGGUAGAAGUUGCACAGUAUAAUCCACCAUUUACUCUUCCUUUCACACGUCGGAAUGAGAUUAGCCUGGAAGUUGAAAGGAAACAGGAAUAGCUAGUCAGUGUGCUGUAUAUUGAGAUAAAUCUGUUCACUAAUGUAUAGAACUAGAAAAGCAAAACUUCGCCAGUAUUCAUUCUAGACGUAUAUAGCGUGUAUAUGUAUAUCAUAUUGUAUUAUACACCUUGUAUAUAUACAUUUCAGGCGAUUGUUUGACC